AUGGUGAAACUAGAACCUUUCGAAGUCGACCAUUGGAUUCUGACUCGGGACACAGGUCCCAAGUAUAACUUGGCACAUUCAUACUCUCUCCCUGUCACAAUCAAUGAUCUCAAAUCGCUGUCCGAGAAUACAGCAACAGACUAUGAUAUUCUCGCCUCAGUUCGAUCCACACCGAUGAACUACGGCCCUUCCUUCACUGGAUUGGAGCAGCUACGGGAAAACAUUGCCAACCUAUACUCAGACGAUUCUUUAGUACCGAUAUCAUCUGACAAGAUCCUGACGACUCCUGGCGCAUCACUGGCGAACUUUAUUGUGCUCUUUGCAUUAAUUGGCCCUAGCGAUCAUGUUAUCGUCCAGUAUCCCACCUACCAACAACUAUACUCCCUCCCAGCUUCCCUUGGCGCGCAAGUAAGUCUAUGGAAGGCAAAGGAAAACGACAAUUGGAACCUCGAUAUCGAGGAAUUAGAACGCCUCAUCCAGCCAAACACAAAAAUGAUCGUGCUGAACAACCCACAAAAUCCUACCGGCGCAAUCAUCCCCAGAUCGAGCCUCGAAGAAAUCAUCCGAAUCGCCAAAAACCACGCUAUAACAGUCUUCAGUGACGAGGUAUAUCGUCCCAGCUUCCACUCCAUCUCUCCGGGAGACCCGGACUACCCGCCCUCAGCCCUUUCCUUUGGUUACGAAAACACAGUCGUUACCAGCUCCCUAUCAAAAGCCUACGCCCUCGCUGGAAUCCGAAUAGGAUGGAUUGCAUCCCACAGUAAACCCAUCCUCGACUUCUGUAUCAAUGCUCGCUCUUACGCCCUCAUAACAGCCAGCCAAGUAGAUGAACAGAUCGCAUCGUUCGCACUGAGCCCCUCCUGCGUCCACAAUCUGGUGAAACGUAACACAGUGCUAGCAAAGAAUAACCUUGGCAUUGUUCAAUCAUUCAUCGAUGAAUUUUCGUCGCGCUGUCAAUGGGUGAAACCGGUUGCCGGACCAAUUGGGUUCAUCAGAUUUGCCAGGUCUGGUCAUCCGGUAGAUGAUGUGGCAUUCUGCACAAGACUCCUAGAAAAGAAGGGCGUACUCCUCGUGCCGGGGAGAAAAUGCUUCGGAGAUGGGAAGAAUUUCAGCGGCUACGUACGUCUUGGAUUUGGUGGGGAUCCGGAGGUUCUGAGGGCUGCGUUGGGUGCUUUGAGGGAGUUUAUGCGCGAGGAUUACGAAUCCUUGCCCCUGGCAGAUUGA
Aspergillus bombycis is the source of this 1224-nucleotide messenger RNA. RefSeq names its product putative aminotransferase. Gene Ontology annotation, biological process: biosynthetic process. The coding region runs from base 1 to 1224 and encodes 407 amino acids. Gene Ontology annotation, molecular function: catalytic activity; pyridoxal phosphate binding. The record is from RefSeq and is a predicted model, not a curated record. The transcript is spliced from 3 exons. NCBI's taxonomy places the organism in Eukaryota, Fungi, Ascomycota, Eurotiomycetes, Eurotiales, Aspergillaceae.